Molecule: messenger RNA, 2254 nt
Organism: Malania oleifera
Lineage: Eukaryota; Viridiplantae; Streptophyta; Magnoliopsida; Santalales; Ximeniaceae
Product: multicopper oxidase LPR2-like
Exons: 3
Coding region: 346-2076 (576 amino acids)
Molecular function (GO): oxidoreductase activity; copper ion binding
Source: RefSeq, a predicted model, not a curated record
AAAACCAAAAACCAAAAAGGAGUGGUGAAUGGUGAGGGGUGGACUGGAAGGAAAAGCUAGCAUCCAAAAUCACUCAAAAAAAAAAAAAAAAAGAAUCAACUCAGACAAAACUGACGCAAAAAGGAUUCAAUUGAAGACAAGCAACCCUUAAAAUCACCCAUUAAAUUGUUGCCCAAGGUAAGAAGAACAAAAUUCUACCAUUCAAUGGAUGCCUUCUCUCUCUCCCCAUUAGUCAAAUUCACAUGUGAGCUGUACUUCACCUCUCCAUAGUUGUUCACACUGUAUCAAAGCUCUCUCUCUCUCUCUCUCUCUCUCUCUCUCUCUCUCUCUCUCUGAAUCUGAACUAUGGAGAGGGCUCCUGUGUGUUAUCCCCUGGCUUUAGCUAUGGUGGGGAUGGUGGCGUUGGUGGCCUGUGCGGGGGCAGAGGAUAGGCUAAUAAGCCCGUCAAAGCUGAAAAUGUUUGUGGACAAUCUUCCGGAUAUGCCCAGAAUUCAAGCUUACAAGAUCGUCAAUGGCAUCCCCGUUUCGAAGUCUCUCAAGAUCGGCAUGUAUCACAAGAAAUGGAAAUUCCACAGAGACAUCCCCGCAACACCCGUCUUCGCCUACGGUGAAUCCAAACAUGCCGCAACCAUCCCCGGACCCACCAUCGAGGCUCUCCACGGCGUCCCAACAAACGUGACGUGGCGCAAUCACCUCCCUCCACGCCACAUUCUCCCCUGGGACCCAACCAUCCCCACCGCCGCACCCGCCUCCGGCCAGGGCGUCCCCACGGUGGUGCAUCUCCACGGCGGCAUCCACGAGCCCCAGAGCGACGGCCACGCGCAGUCAUGGUUCACCGCCGGUUUCAAACAAGUGGGACCCACCUGGACCAAGAAGAAAUACCAUUACAACAACUUCCAGCACCCGGGAAAUCUAUGGUACCACGAUCAUGCCAUGGGGCUGACCAGAGUCAACCUUCUCGCCGGCCUGAUUGGGUCCUACAUCCUCCGCCAUCCUGAUGUCGAGGCCCCGCUCGGGCUGCCCUACGGCGAGGAGUUCGAUAGACCGUUGAUGGUCUUCGAUCGGAGCUUCCGCACAAAUGGCUCUUUGUAUAUGAACUGCACAGGAAACAACCCCAGCAUACAUCCACAGUGGCAGCCGGAGUACUUCGGUGAGGCGAUCAUCGUCAACGGCAAGGCCUGGCCCCGCAUGAUCGUGCGGCGGAGAAGGUACAGGUUCCGCAUCAUCAACGCCAGCAACGCUAGAUUUUUCAGGUUCUUCUUCACCAACGGUCUCAGAUUCAUCCACGUGGCAUCUGAUUCCGCCUAUCUCGGGCAUCCAGUUGUAAGAGAUCACAUUCUUCUGGCCCCAUCUGAGAUUGCCGACGUGGUUGUUGACUUUUCCGAGUCAAAAUCGAACACAACUAUUCUAGCCAACGAUGCACCGUAUCCUUACCCGACGGGAGACCCGACCAACGAAUCCAAUGGCAAGGUGAUGAAGUUUGUGAUCAGGAGACGCUCUGAGGUCGACACAUCGCGAGUGCCUAAGCGUCUCAUCAAGUAUCCGAUGCCAAAUUUAUCCGGUGCUUCGCGAACACGAUACAUUACUAUGUACGAGUACACGAGCGAUAUAGAUGAGCCCACGCAUUUGUACUUGAAUGCGAGAUCGUAUGAGGAUCCUGUGACGGAGAUGCCCAAGGUGGGGACUAGUGAGGUGUGGAACGUGAUCAAUCUGACGGACGACAAUCACCCGCUGCACAUUCAUCUGGGUUUGUUUGCUGUAUUGGCUCAGACGAAGCUGGUGAACGUCAACAAGUUCCACAAAUGCAUGACGAAGAUGAACGACGCGAUCAAGUGCCACGUAGAUAAGUAUGCACGCGGCAAAAGAGUAGGUGUGCCGGCGCACGAGAAGGGGUGGAAGAAUGUGUUCAAGAUGAGACCUGGUUUCGUGACUAAGAUUUAUGUGAGAUUUGCUAACAUACAUUCGAAUGCAUCUUACCCCUUUGAUGCGACCGCGGAGCCGGGCUACGUUUACCAUUGCCAUAUAUUGGAUCAUGAAGACAAUGAAAUGAUGAGACCUAUGAAGUUGAUCAGAUGAGAAAUCCACACAAUCCGUUUCUGCAUACCCUAAACAUGCAUAGUAAGAGUCCCUUUUUUUAUUUUUUUACAUUUUAGAUUCAAUAAAGUCAUUUACUCCUUUUUCAAUAAUGUAAUUAUAUUUGGGAGUGUGAAUUUUAAAGUUUAAUUUAUGUGGAUUCAAAGAAAACUUUAUAUAA